Lytechinus variegatus (green sea urchin) is the source of this 3788-nucleotide messenger RNA. RefSeq lists its product as uncharacterized. Lineage: Eukaryota; Metazoa; Echinodermata; Echinoidea; Temnopleuroida; Toxopneustidae. Gene Ontology annotation, biological process: signal transduction. The record is from RefSeq and is a predicted model, not a curated record. The coding region runs from base 198 to 2063 and encodes 621 amino acids. The transcript has 5 exons.
UACAUGUAGAUGGGAGAUUGUUUACUCCUUUGAAAAAACACAUUUAUCGUUUAGAGACAAUGGAUUGUGCCUUAUCAAAUCAGUUCAAUGUCCAAUGUACAUUUUGCAGUAAUAUAAUUAUGAUUUACCAUACCUGUAGGCCUACACGCAUAUCAUUAUUGAUUAUAAGUAAUAGUUGAAUUAAUAUAGGCGCCAUCAUGGCCGAAACACAAUCCCUAAAAACAUUUACGAAAGAUCAAAAUGAAAUAUUUGAAGCUUACUGUCAAAGGAUUGAUCAAUUUCUUCUGAAAUUCAAGAAGAGUCGAAGUCUGUCAGAUCUAUUCAUCGACGAUGACAUUUUCGAAAUGGUCGACCAACUGGUAACCGGAGAUGUGAAAUCGGCCAUUAUUGCAUAUUUGUCUUCAUGUCAUGAGGUCUUUGAUAUAUUCUUGAUGGUUUGGAAAAACCUUACUGAACUAAAUGCUUCCACCAUUUUAAAGUUGACGAUCUAUAUAUGUAACCUUACAAAUUAUUCGGAAGAGUUCUCAUUUGCAAUUGGCGAAAAAGGGCUUCUUCCUUUGCUCUUUAUUCAUCUACAAAAAAAAGAUCUCGGCGAAUAUCAAAUUGGAGGUUUACUUACUAUUAUUUAUAACUGUUGCUGGAAAGCUCCAGAGAACAGAGUUAUCUGUCGAGAGUUCAUCGAUAUCCUCCAGAUUUUCGUGCAGUCAGAGAAUACGAGCAUCCAGGCAGAUGCAUUUCUGGCGCUAUCCUACAUCGUCGACAAAUCAGAAGUUCAUAAGAUUUCCUUGAAUGAACCAUGUCUGAACUUCAUCCUGCUAGCUCUCGAGUCGGCCAUGAGCGCACAAGACUGGGAAGAUGCGUUCGGGUAUUCGACCCUCGAGCUUCUUCAAGGCCUCAACCAGCUUGCCAUAAACGACAGCAACAAGCUUCUCAUCGUAAAUCUUGGUGGGAAAGAAAUCCUUGAGAGAAUCUUAACUGGCAAAGGAUCGAGCGAUGAGGAAAAGCUUUGGGCCGCUCGAGGAGUAUGGCAAAUGGCAUUCAAAGAAGAGAACAAAGUCAAAAUACGGAAAUCAACAACAACCAUCGAAGCACUGAAGAGAAUUGAAGAAACCACUGAUCAUUGCGAUGUCAAGGAAGCAUGCGCAGGUGCACUUUUCGUUAUCAACGAAGUGUCGGACAUCGAUGGUGAAUUCAAAGCUCCGACCCAUACUCGUAAGGAUCAGAGGGAGGUUUCGCCAGGCAAGGAGACGGACGGGCAUGUUAUGAUUAGCUACCAGCAUAAGAGUAGGGAUCGUAUGCUGAAAGUCAAGAGCUACCUUGAGGGUCUUGGAUACGACGUCUGGAUGGAUGUGGACAGAAUGGAAGGUGACAUAUUGGAUUCCAUGGCCAAAGCGGUUCAGAGAGCUGCGGUCGUCUUGGUUUGCAUGACCCGUAAAUUCAAGGAGAGUCAGCACUGUCGCACAGAAGCCACCUACGCCUACACCCUAAAUAAGGACAUCAUUCCACUGAUGCUUCAAGAUCAGUUCGCCCCAGAGGACUGGCUUGGUGCCCUCGUUGGAAUGAAGAAGUAUUACUCUUUAUUUUCAGACGAUCUAAUGAAAGAAGCCCUUCCCGACUUGGUCCGAGAUCUAGGAAACAGGGGAAAAUGUGGGAAAUUAGAUCGGGUCGCACCGUCUCUUGAUGGACUCACAGAAUCGAGCCUUGUAACAGUCCACGGUCUGCGGCAAACUGAUGAAAAAGCAGGAGACGACGUAGAUUGCGGUGGACUCACAGACAGCACAGUAGGCAACGAAAAGCUGUUGCAUUCGAGCUCAUAUACCAAGUCUGCACAUACAUGUAUAGCCACAUGGAACGUAGAAGAAACCACGGAGUGGCUAAGAUCACAAGGUGUCGAUACGAAUAAUGACAGUUUCAAAAAAGUGGAUGGCACUCGCCUGAGGCAGAUCAAGAACCUGCUAAACCUGGCGCCAGAAUUUUGCCUAAAAUCUCUGAAGGAGGAAUUGGGUCUUAGCUUGUGGGACGUCCUCUCGUUAGUAGAAGCGUUGGAGAAUCUAGAGUUUUGAAAAUGUCUGUAAAGCGUCAAAUUGGUAAUAGUUUAAUGUCUAUAUGCUUUAACCAUAAACGGCCGGAGGCCGUAACGGCCGCGGAAUUCCAACGCUGUUCUGCAUACUGCGGCAAUCGCAGAGUGAACUCUCGAUCUUGAUCAACAGAAUAUAAUAGAUCGAUCUGCAAUUAUUUUACCAAUUAUUAAGUUUUUAACUUCCCGUGCUCCAAACCGGCAAUUGUGUUACUAUAGUUCUAUAUACGGACUAGACCUAUUUAACUAAGGGGACCAAGCUCAUUGGUCUAAUGUAAGUAAACGCAAAGUUUGGAAUUAACCAUUUCUAGUUAACCAAUGCAUUAGUCCGCAGCAGCAGCAGGCAUUAGACGCGUCCAGAUUGGAGAUAGCACUUUUCCCUGUAAUCAAUGGUAAUUUGAUAAAUGUUUAAUAAUUGGAUCUAGAUAUAAAUCUUAGCACAAGGCUAGUAUAAGGGUGCCGGCAAUUUGAAGGUGCUGAUUCAUUCAUGCCAACGCGAAGGACCACAAUUUCAAGUCCAUGCGCAUGCGUACUCUUAUUCCGAAGAUACAAGUCAUGAAUAUUCACAUUGGCUUCCGGAACUGUGAUGGGAAAAAUAACUUCGCGUCCCGGCCCCCGAAACAUUUUCACCAGGCAAAACUUUUUAACCGCGCCGUCUGCUGACCUUUUAGUUUUAGUCUACGUGUGUACCGUUCUUGUCACUUUCACUUUAUCAUAUGGCCCUUGAAUGUCAGUAUUUACUCUACAAUGAAUAGUUUAAAAUGUUGAUAUUGAUCUGAUUUGACAUAAAUUUCACUUGUGGAAUUUCUUUAGAGGUUCUACGAGGUAUCGGAUAGAGCGCCCCCUGCUCACGUUUGAGAGACAUAGGGAAUACAUUUUUUUUGUACUCAAUCUGAGACGCCCUCGAAAUACACCUCGAGCGGCCAUAACGUGCUAUACAGGGCAGAAGAGGUGGUCUUGCACGAUUUCCUAGGAAUUUUUCUUUCCACUCUUUCCUUAACUUUUUAACUGAUAUAGAUUCAACAAAGAACAUAUUCUGUUUUGGACAAAAAGGAAAGCAAAUUAUCAUGGCAACAAUUGUCAAAACUGACUAGUUUGCCUAUUCAAAAUAACAACAACAACAACCCAGGUAAUUAUAGACCCAUUUCAGUUCUGCCAAUUCUUAGCAAAGUUUUUGAGAAAUUGGUAAAUAAUCGAUUGAUGAAAUAUUUGAACAAGAAUGACUUGCUAUUCAAACAUCAAUAUGGUUUUAGAGAGGACACAGCACAAAAUUAUCUUUAAUCAAUCUGGCCAACCAUCUGAUAAAUUCUCAAGAUAAGGGCCAAGUAACGGUUGGCGUUUUUUUAAAUCGAUUUUGCCAAGGCUUUUGAUACAAUCGACCAUGAAAUACUUCUGUAUAAAUUAAAGAAUUAUGGUAUACAAGGCAUUCAACUUGACUGGUUUCGUGACUGUCAAUGCAGUCGCCAGCAGUAUGUUCAACACAACGGCUCAUCAUCUUCCCUCUCAUCAGUGUUUGUGGGGUGCUUCAUGGAUCCGUGUUAGGUCCAACAUAAUUUUUAUAUAUAUUAACGAUUUACCAAAAUUCAUCAGAUUGAUUUAACUUCAGGUUAUUUGCAGAUGAUUCCAAUAUUUUUCACUCGUUCCUAUCCAAACAUAAACAAAAUAAUUUAUCAGAAGUAUCUGAGAAUUAGUCAAUAGUGUGAUGCUAAAA